This is a messenger RNA of Coregonus clupeaformis (lake whitefish), 5557 nucleotides long. Its product is annotated as methyl-CpG-binding domain protein 5. Gene Ontology annotation, cellular component: nucleus; chromocenter. Gene Ontology annotation, molecular function: DNA binding; chromatin binding. The record is from RefSeq and is a predicted model, not a curated record. NCBI's taxonomy places the organism in Eukaryota, Metazoa, Chordata, Actinopteri, Salmoniformes, Salmonidae.
GAGAAAUCUAGCAGUGGCACUUGUACGUGGGAGCGCUUUAAUUUAGAUUUUCAAAGGAAUAGCUAACCUGAACCUCGUUUUUUAUUUUUAUUUUACAUUUCUCUACACAUAAUCCUGAAAAGCAAAAUGUGAACUGUUGAAAUGGAGGGCAUGGUAUUUGGGAUAUGCUAAACCUUAUUUCUGACUCCAGCCUCUCAGCAACAGACCUCUGCUUGGUCUCUGUCUCAAUUUUGGCCCUGGCUCGACUGACAUUUCUGCAAAGAAGCGCUUCGGUUCAUGUUGGUAUUGAACAAAAUUCUCCGUGUCGUGUUUUUGUCUUCUGAAAUGGGAAGCUAUAAAGGUUGGAAUAUAUGGGACAGUGGCUGCUUUAAUCCAUUAUUCACUCUGGGAUGAUGUCAUGCUGACGUAACCCACAACGAUGAGGAGUUUUAAGGUGCCAGCGCCAGUUAGUAUCAGCCAUAGUUCACUUAAUCACCAUUGAUGACCAGAUCCAUCCAGAUUUGUCCAAUAUCAGCUUCUGUGAACUGAAAGUGAAACGUUGGUCUGUGAGAGAGGUCGCCUGGGCAGCUCUACUUCAAGUUCCCUCAGGCCACCCAUCCCAAUGUCGCCAGGUCCUCCCACCACUACCAUGGCCUCUUCACAAAAACAUUGAUGAAAAUGGUGAUUUUAAACAGGAUGGGGACAAAGGGCCUCGACGGUCUUGUUCCACAGUGAACCUGUCCCAGAAGAAGCAGGCAACGGUGGGAUUGGCAGUUCCACCAUCGAAGCUGUUGUAGCACAUCUCUUGCUUGGUCAGUUCACUCCUGAGAGACCCCAGGAUGACGCAUACUAGUCUGAGCUCUCUGACAGACUUGUGAUAUCUCACAUUGCAAGGGUGUAGUUGUGCAGACUUAAGGAGUGGACAAUGAACAGAACAAAGAAGUAUGAAGGUCUGUGUUCUGAGGGGAAGCCGCCCCCGGCUGAAGUCCCUAUAGGUUGGCAGCGGAGGAUCACCCAGAGCAGGGUUGUCUACAUAAGUCCCAGUGGCUCAGUGCUAGCCUGUCUGGACCAGGUGAAGCGCUACCUGCUGACUGAUGGCACCUGCAAGUGUGGCCUGGAGUGUCCUCUCACCAUUCACAAGAUAUUCAACUUUGACCCCGGGGCGGCUGUCAAGCAUAGGAUGGCUGAGGAUGCACGAGCCGAUGCCACCAAGCUGUGUCUCCACAAGAGGAAGAUCAUCGCCACGGCAACUCUGCACAGGAACAUGGAGUCACCGCACCCCUCGCUGGCUCUGGCAAGUCAGGGUGGUGGCACUGGUACGAAGACUGUGGGUCCCAUGAGUCAUCCAGCAAUAAAGAACAAUAUGCACGAUGGUCCACCCAACAAGAUGGCUAUGUAUGGUCAACGGUACUAUAACCAUGAACUGGGUUCUCCUCCUCAGAGAGAUCCGUACUCUGGUUACAGCAGGACAAGGCUGGGGGAGGUGAUCGCAGUAGCCAACAACGGUCACCCUAUCGCAGCCGCAGUGUCCUGCUCAACCACUCGUCCUCCCUCAUGUGGCUCACAGCAUUAUGGUGAUGGGACUCCCUCCCCAAGGACUGAACUUCUGGGGAGUCCUGACCCCAACAUGCUUGGUUUUCAUGGAGCUUGCAGCCCAGGCUCUACCCAUAUGAACGGUGAUCGUUUUACACCUCUCUCACCACCUAGUGUUCUGCUCCACGGCUCGCCUUCGGCCACCCAGCCCUCGUGUCCCAUAGUAGGAAGGACUAAUGUACCCAUCAAUGCCAAAAGCCCCAAUAUGCAGAAGCCCUCCUGCAGCUUCCCCCACAACGACUUUCAACAUAAGCCCCAGCCUGCAUGCCAUCCACACCCACAGUCACACUUGUCCCUGUCUCAGCUCCCUCCCUCCUCUGAGAAGGACCCUCUUGGUAUCCUGGACCCCAUUCCAAGCCAGGGUCCCUUAGUGCCAAACGUAUCUGGUCAUUCUCAGGUACCUCCAAUGAAUGUAAACAUUCCCCCUGCCAGUGUCCCUUUGCCCAGCAACCUGCCUUUGCCAACUGGGAAGUCUGGACCUGUUGGGCAUGGCCAGAGGGUCCAGCACCACCCUGCCCCAUCUGUCUCGUCCUCACCUAUCGUGUCCCCGGUACAUAUGGCUGGGCCUGUCCUUGCCAGGGUGGAGGAGUCACCCCACCGCUCACGUUGUUCCUCCGGUUCUUCUGAACAUGGGAGCUUUGCUCACCCCACGGGGCUCCAGGUACCUUGUGGGGGUUCAAAGCCACAUCCCCGCUCCCCUCGGGCCUCCUUGGGGUCCCCUCGACCUGCAAUGCCCCCAAAUUCUGCAUAUAAGAUGGACAAACUCCAUCACUUGAACGAUAACCCCAACUACCUUCCAGGGAGGAUGAACAGUAGUCUAAGCAGGCAUUCCAACUCCAUGUGCCCUCCAGCUCCCGGAUCUGAUAGUGUCCUUCAAAGGAAUCACUCGGUAGGAAUGCCCCUUAACCAGAUGCUAGAUCAACAGAAUCCUGCUUCCUUCCCAGCCAGCAGUCUUCUGUCAGCCGCAGCCAAAGCACAGCUAGUAAAUCAAAACAAACAUCCCGACAGCGCAGCGGCUGCAGGCACAGAGGCUCACAGUGGCAGCAGUUUGGGACACCCAGGGCUGGUUGGUGGAGGCAGAGGUGGGAACCUAGAUGGACACAGCACUUUAAACCAGAGAUAUCUACCUAAUCCUGGGCCGUUGGCGAGCGAGGGUCAAACUGGAAGAGCAGCAUUAAGAGACAAACUCAUGGGUAUGGCUCAGCAGAGAGAGGCGAAUCGCAAGCGGAAACUGUCCAAUGAUGUCAGCGGUGGUGGCAUCAACAAUGACAGGGCUUUCGACGUGCUCAAGCAUCCGAUGGGUGGCUCUGGAUCUAUUUCAUCUAGCUUUCCAGAGCCUUUGAGGAGAAUGUUGCAGCAGGGUAGCCUGCCCCCAAACACCUCCAUGGCCCAGCUGCUCCAAUCCAUGAGCCACCAGAGUGCCCAUAAUGGGCCAAGCCAUGUGGGCCACAGCCUGGCCCGAUCUGGCAAAUCACCCUUCUUGGAGGAAGCUUUGCCUCGUAUGUCAGCUUUGCAGCAGAGCUCGCAGGGGCCUCAACUCCAGGGCAGAGCGAUGGUCCCUGGCUUCCAGAACAUGAACAGUGAAGGUCAGAUUUCAGGCCAGGAUCUAAACAUGGAGCAGUUCAACGGGCCAAUGAACCAAAUGCAGGAACCCGCCUUAGCUGGGAACUUUGGGGUGCUGGGCUACGGUGGUGGACAACAUGCAGCCAUGGGGUCAAUGCAGAGCAACCCAAACUCUCACCAGCAGCAGCAGUUUGGACAUUAUCAGAAACCAUCCCAGGCGCAAGGCAACCCCCACUUCAGAGGCAGGGCAGGAUUGCCUCCCAUGAUGUCCAAUGGCAGUGUCCAAGCCCCCUCUAAGUCAGUUGAGGUCAGUAGUUCUCUGAGCUGUGAGCUGAGGCAGGCCCAAGAGGAGAGUCUCCAGUCUCUCAUCAGGAGCAGCCAGGCCAAUACACUGCAACAACAGAGACAGCAGCAGCAACAGCUUGUUCAGGGUCCGGGCCGGCACUCCAUACAGGGCCAGCAGCACCACAGGUUCCAGGGCCACGGCUCCCAUCCUGAUGCCCCUCUCCCUGAUGGUGUUGCCUCCAACCCCAUGAACAGCCUCCUUCAGAGCUUCCAGGGGGGUUUGCCUGAGAGGAUUCCACUGCCCAACAGAACUAUAAUGAGUCGACCAGGGAUUAUGUCCAUGUCCCAACCCGGUGCCCCUUGCCUACAGGAGGGUCAUCGAGAAUACCAGGCUGCCCAAGGUCUUCACAGUGGUGGGGGAGAAGUUAUUGAUCCCAUCCACAGGGCAGUGAUGGGCACGGCCAGCAAGAGCACGUCUAAUGCCAUUACAUCAACGGGUGGUAGCGGUACCUUCGCUGCUACUGUUGUCUGCGAGCCUGUCGACCUCUCCCAUGCGAUCAACUCUGUCAUCCACACCGGCCCCCUCCGCUCAUAUCAGGAGCCAGUGCCAGAGAACCGACACCAUCCCAAGGUGGGCCGGCCCCGCAAGAAGACCCCUGAACGGAACAACAACAGCUUCUCCCCCGUUGCCAUGGAAUCUCCUACAAGAUUCCGCUCACCUCGACGUGGAGCCCAGAGAAGACAAUGGGAUGGGGAGGCGGAGGGCCAGGAGCAGGCUGGUCUGUGGCGUGAUGACGAGCUCCUCCAACAGCUUUCCUUAGCCCAGAGCAGAAACGGCACCUACCCAGAGAGGCCCAAAGGUCAGGCCCACUUAGGCCCCCAGGAUCAAACACCACUGCAGGUCCCCAGUGGCCUGUAUGCCCAUAUGAACGGCAACGGUAGGGGCCGCACCUCGGGAAGACCCAGACACCCCAGCCUGUCCCCACCAGAGGGCCACUGCACCAAGGACUACAGCCUCUUCAACGGACAUCUGAACGGACAUCUGAACGGCCAACUCCAAGGCCAACUCCACGGCCAACUCAACGGUCACUGCUACAACAGGUAUUACAAUGGGCACCUGAACGGGAGCCUGAGCGGCGAGGAGGACCUGAGGCCUGGGGACUCAACCUCCUCCAGUGAGGGUCUCCAGCUCCACCACAGGCCAAUAACUCAGACCCACUACCCGGGAGAGCUGCUCUGGGGCCAGGGCAAAGGCUUCCCUACAUGGCCAGGCAAGAUGGGGAGCGAGGGGCACAUGUACUCCCCUGGGAUGGUGAACAGCAUACAGGGAAAAAUAGAGUCAGACAAUUUCCAGAGGACACUAACAGAGGAUCUGGAGACACUACACAAAGCAAACAAGAUAACUAGAAAUGGGGGAAAAUGGAAUAACCACCUAGAAGCUGCUAUACAGGAGGCUAUGAGCGAGCUGGAUAAGAUGACAGGCAAUAUGUCACAGAGAGACCGACAAGUCAAGACCCCUAAACCCAAGAGGAGGAAGAUCUCCAGAUGACAGUGAAUGUGUGGAUCCGUUACUUCAGUGGCCUUCUGGGUAGCGGUCCAUCUAGCCAAUGGGUUUCAGUGUAGCCGGUUGUGGAACUGCUACUAGUUAGCUGUGUGUGCAUUAGAAGCGACCGUUGUCCACUCUGUUAAACAGCUUGGUACUUAGUCCAACUGGAUUGGUGCAACGAUCAGUCAUCACCCCUUCCACCUUGACCACCACCAUGAUACUGACAGUGAAAGAAGUACAAGAAAGAAUGGAGGAACCUAGCUGCAAAAUAAUAGCUGUGAUGUAGCAGCAGCUAGCUUGUCCUUGUGGAAAAUAAUGAGAUUCUAUAUAUGAGGAAAUUGUUGGUACAAAUAUUUCUGAUGCAUUUAUUGUACAAUUGACAAAGGAAAACAGUACAACAUUAUAUUGAGUGAUUUAAUUGUAUAUAUUGUUCAGUAUUAUCAUAGAUGAGUCAAUCUAAUGCUCAUUUUCUAAUGUACCUGUCAAUCUAUGUUUUUAUUUUGCACAAAACGGUGCGGCCAGAGAUGUCUUUUUUCAAAAGAAAAGCAUCAUAAAGGCGUUUUCUAGAGAUCUAUUGAAACACGCUGUUAA